AUGGAGCGUUGGCAACAACGUCGCUGCAAACAUGGCGCCUCCCUCGGAAUGUCAGCGUUGGGGAGGUGGCUAUCGUUCGCACUUUCUUAGGAUUUUACUCUUAUCUUCGGUUUUAUCCGCUGGACAUGCCUACUACCAGAGGCCUUCAGAGAGGUGCACGAUACCUCAGACGUUACAGGGCGAAUGGUACUCCAAGGAGCGCGGUGACGACACUUACACGACCAUCGACAACAACCGCAUGUCGAACCGGGGCGACUGCCUGCAUCUUGUCAACAGAAAUAAUGACAACUUUACCAUCAUAUUCGAAUACAGUGCCUGUUACUACUGCGUCCGCAUAUUUGUGCGGACCCUGAAUGUCUUGGAAAAGAUUGAGACUGGCUGCGUCAAUCUCAAUGAAGGUGAAGUACCUGACAUCAAGACUGUGUGCCGCUCUCUUGAUAUCAACCAGGAGAGGAUCACUCUUUUCUCAACCAACCCGACGGCAAAGAACUGUCGUUCGAGCUUGGAAGGCGUGUGGAAGUUUGCGUACCGAAACACGUACAAGUUCACGGGCGAGUGCAAACAUCCGGACGCCAACAUAACAGCCUGUCAGAUGCCGGGAACUCAGUUCUUCGUCGUCAACCAGCAGUUCACCAUCAACUACAAGCAGUGCGAGGGCAUGCAGGAGACCGAGGAGGGAGAGGUCCAGUACAAGUGCCUCGGCGACUGGUACAUUGGCAAGGACCGCUACUUUGCUGUCAUGAACACUCGCGAGAGUCGUAUCGAUGCGAAGUAUCGUUGCUUUCUGGCAAACAGAGACGACGACAUCUAUCUGGGUGUCUCCAUUGAACCCGAGUGUUCGUCGCUCAAAACGCCUCAGGAGUCACCCGAACGCUACCGCUUGGAACAAGUGAAAACCGAGAUUGUGCAGCCCAGCUGUACGCUGCCCGACAACUUCACCGGCACCUGGCUGAACACGGCCAACUUCGACUCACUGGUCGUCAUCAACAAGACGCACAUAGUCGAAACCUGGAAGCCCGACACCGGUCGAAUCCGGGAGCAGAUCUACGUGUGUGUUGAGGCACGUGAGAACAGAUACCUGAUGGCUCGACAUGGCAUCCAUGGCUGUCAGAGGGACUUUGUCUGCUUCAACUUUGUGCCACGUCAUCACAGUGUCAUUCGCUACAGGAAAGGCAAAGAGAUGAUCACUGAUGUGUUCUCGACUGUGUGCUCAUGGACAAUGUUCCCCGACAAGCAGCAGUGGCGUUACGAUAUUCUAAUCUCGAGAGAGCCCGUCUCCAUCAAGUGCCCGGUGGCAGGCAAGUUCCGGUUCGACCAAACGGGCGACAUACCCUUCGAGACGCGAAUCCGCGGAGGUGUCACGCAGAUUCCGCGGCCCAAUGUGUAUUGCAAGGAGAACAUCUCUGACUUCUCCGUGUGCGACAAGGAUCAGAAGAUCAUCCUUAUCGAUGCCAACUACUGCAUUUCUGUCGACUACUUCGGCCGGCCUGUGGACAUCUACAGUGAACCUGACUACGAGCUCAAGUGCAUUGCGUUCUGGAAAGAAAACUUACGGUCCUACCUCAUCACCUACAAUGAGGAAGAUGCUUACAGCAAAUUUCGGUGUUGGGUGUACCAACGAGCAGAUCUAAACCGUAUCCUCAUGUCCCAGUCGGUGGGAGCAUUUUGCCACGUCUUACAAGAUGUCACGUCCAACAACUACACCGAGGGUGCCGAAGUUGCCCUCGACAUGGUCGAGUACGAACGUGAACAUGACGACUGUCCGAUGUACUUUGACGACGGAUCCAAUCCAUACCAGCAGAUUGCCGAGCAGGCGGCAAUUCUGAUGGGCUCGGCAACUGGCCUCACCUGCCACCUGUCAUUCGUAAACCUUGUGCUUUUGGCAUGUCUGCGCUUCUUGUUGUGACUGCAGGGCAGUUGACGAGGCAAGUGUCAUAUGCUGUGGACCUGAAGAGGCUCAAGACUUAAAAGACUGUAAUACUUGUCUGCGCCGUGCAUCUUCUGUCCUGCGCGCAUGCGAAGUGUCCAAAACGCCCAUUACCGGUGCGCAAAGGUGGCCCCCUUGUGUUUGCAUUGAGACAACCCGUAUGUUGAAUUCCAGCCGAGUGUAUUACCCAGGAUGAUUUUGAGACGGUUGGUCCACAGGGCACCAAAGCAUACCGUACAUACUGUAUUAGCAUAGGUUGGCGCAAGGCUAAUUGAAGUUUGAAGCUAGCUGCAAAAUGAUUCUGCAUGUACUUUCCAGAUAUGUACAACACAUCCGUAAUCCGUGGAAGCUCAAAUAUUUUAUGUAUGUAUUGUCAAAACGCUUAAUAUAGGUAGAACUUGUGUAGAUGGGUGAGCCAAAUUCAAGUACUCACUCACAUUACGUAACAAGGAAGGGGAACUCAUAUCAGCAUCAGAAUCCUUUAAGAGCUGUCUCAUAGCACGAAGUGCACAAAAGACGUGCACACAGCAGUCUAGUGGGUACUUGUUGCCUUCUCUCUGUUUUUCAAGCUGGUAAAAGAAAGGAAGGCCAAUCUAAGGACUUCCAACUGCAUUUGCCUUUGAACCUACAGCUACGUAGCGAGUUGAAAUUAAUAGUGUCACUCAUUUUCCAGUUUUGGCUUAAUGCCAAACCUGAUAAUUUAGUAGUUGUAUAAAUCUCUUUCAGAUGUCGUGGCAGAUUAGCAGCUGGGACACUGUGGCACUGAGCAUAGAGUUGCAGGCUGAUACCUAGGAAUGGGCUGGAUAUCGCCUUUUUCGAUUAGAACAGAAUGUCAAAACAUUUCUGUGAGUGUGCUCCAUUGAGUCUCAGAAUAGUAUUGAACUCUCUAGUUGCUGGCUGUCACUUUGCUUUAUGAAAUCCUGCCGACCAAUCCGCCACUUUGUAGUCAAAAUAUCAUCACGUUCACUCCGAGGUUGUGUAAUGCCGAAACAAAGGUGCAGCAUCUCAAUAUGUACUGUGAGAAGUGGAAAGAACUAUGUUUCUCGCCCACAUUUCAGUUGUAGUAGUAUGUGCUUGCUAACAGGUGCCCUCUUUCUUUUUAUUACGCAUGGCGUACCAGAACAAUGUGUUAGCGUUGCAUGAUUAACGAAACAUUCCAAGUUGCCUGACAGGGCAGCAACAGACAGUGAAAUGCUUGUGGCUUUUUACACCACUGCCCAUGGUUCUUGUCGUGUGGCUAGACUUUUACUGUGCAGCUCUUUUUUGAGCCGUGUUUUUAUGUUAUUUCUUCAUUUUCUAUGUAACCUCAAAUGAAGUGACAUGUUGGAAGACUUGUUUUACAUUGUAGUACUACGUAAUAGCUGUUUGAUGUCACCACUUUAGGGCAGAAAGAAUCACGGCUGUGACACAGCGAUCCAUGUGGAGAUAGCUUAUGUUUCAGCAGCAGCAUAUUACAGGCAAGUGUUGCAUCAGACAUGAACGUACUGGUUGCAUUGUGUCUAUUCAUUUCAUUCCGCCCACCUAAACUCCUUUCUGCUCUGAUAUUAUGCAUUUGACAUCCUAAAUUAUAAAUUGUUUUAGAGGACAUGACUGUCAGAUUAUUCUAAGAGACGUCAUAAUAUGGUCAUGUGUGGCUGCAGUGUUGUACACUGUACAUAUCAAUUAGAAAUGAAACUGAUAACUCAGCUUGCUGUUGGAAUCAUGAUAAUUGUCUACGCAAGUUGUUGUUUGUUAUUACCUAGCUAUUUUCAUACCAUCCUCCCCCUGCUAGAUCUGAAAUACAUAUAACCCCAGAUGUUUUACUUUUAAUGCAUAUACAUAUGUACUUACACAUUUGUACAGUAUGCCUGUCUUGUGUAUAAGAUCUUCUGUUCAGCAUAUGUGAUGAAAGUGUUGUUUUAUCAAAAUGAUCUUUGUCUCUUAAGUGGAAUCUCAUACUAUUUACUUUCGUGCGUGUAUCUUCCAUGUACUGAAGCGAGCAAUAUUGUGUACGCUGUAUGAUACAGAAGCAUGCCUGGUGUUAUGAAUGAUGCGUGACGUCAUGUUUAAACUGCUUGUAACCAUGGAGUGAAACUUUGGUGAUGUUCACAUAAGCGAGAUGCUCCCACUAACAUUCCUCAAUUUCAGAAAGUGAAACCGGUAGAACCAAUGUUUUUACGACAUUGUUCAGGACUGCUAACGUCAAGUAGCAUGUUUUGGCCGCAAGUAAGGCAAUUGAUUUCCCAGUUAAACAACUUUUGUCUUCUCUUAGGGACUCAUUGGAGUCAUUGAAUAUGUGGCAGGUAGUGGUCAAAGUACGCUCAUUUAGAAGAAAUCAUGACUCUAGCAACUGUGUCACAUGGUGUUUUGCUUAUCUCUGUGUCAUGUGCCUGCUAAAACUAUCACCAAUUCAGCACUUUGAAUGGGUACAUUGAGUGGCUAAUUGUGAGCACUUAACUCAAGAAUCUUUGGAUUGGUAAUGUGUUCACCAGCUGUUGUGGUUGUUGCGGUUAUCAUUAUUUUAUGUAAACAUUAACAAAUUAUUUGAAGAGUGGCUGGCACAUUAUGGGAAUGUGGAACGAUGAAACUGGUAGUAAGGUGGAAUUAUUAGAGGGGAGUUCUGAAAACAUUAAUCUAUUUAGAGACAUACCCCACCGACCAUAAGAAAUACGCCCCCUCCUCUGGUCUCAACCUCAAUUUUGCACGAGCUAGCAUAAAUAUUAUUGUUUCAGUUGUACGACUAUUGCCCAAGCAAGAAUCAACAGUAACUGUCUCUGCAAGUGAUUCCCAGUAGCAGUUUGAAAGUUCUUCGUGGUAUGUAAAUUUUGUGUACAACCGUACAUACACAGCCCACAAGGAGUGUGGUAUGAAGCAGAGAGUUUUCUACAAUGGUUGUUUAGUCUUUGGAAAUGUCGUGGAGGAAUGGUACGUUGAGUUAAGCAGCAGUCUUGUAAAGUUGAGAACAAGCUUUAAAAAAUCCAUCCACUACCUCGGAUAAUGUAAUGCCGAUAAAGGUUUUGCAUAGUGAUCAUCGCUACAGUGUUUUUCACAAAGUUUAGGUAGGUUUAGUGGAAGCACCUCUGGCAUCGUGUUGUGAUGCCAACCAAGCAAUAUUCAGUUACGUAGCAUGUGAUGCUAGAGCAAGGCCCAGCUGUGGUUGUCCAGCACAGUACUAUUAUUAGUGCCUCGUGGCCUUGCGCACAACUUUCAUCCGUCCAUUUUUAACAUGUUUGCCAUCCCAGUGAUCCAGUCACAUUCCAUGAUCUAGCAGUGCGUUGCUGUUUUGUACAUGUUUUAACACUGCUGACCUGGUGUUUUUACGCUCUUUACAGUGAAUGGUUUUCAGUGUGCAGUUAAAUAAACAUUUAUUUUUAUCUGA
This is a messenger RNA of Rhipicephalus sanguineus (brown dog tick), 5285 nucleotides long. RefSeq lists its product as uncharacterized. The record is from RefSeq and is a predicted model, not a curated record. NCBI's taxonomy places the organism in Eukaryota, Metazoa, Arthropoda, Arachnida, Ixodida, Ixodidae.